AUGCAACGGGCGACGUCACCUGCGCAGUCCUCACAGACAUCUGCAACUAUAGAUCCCGAUGAAUUCUACAUCAAACAGCAGCGCAUAGGCGGCGGAAGCUUCGGCAAUGUUUACAAAGCCGUUGAUCGAAGGACCGGAGCUCCCGUGGCAAUCAAAGUGAUCGAUCUCGAAUCGGCCGACGACGAUGUCGACGAUAUUGUCCAAGAGAUAAAAAUCCUGAGCCAGAUGCGAUCCCACUAUGUGACCCAGUACUUUGGCAGCUAUCUUCACGGUGCGCAUCUCUGGAUAGUCAUGGAAUACUGCGGAGGCGGAUCGUGCGCCGACCUGCUUCGGGCGGGCACCAUUUCUGAAGACUACAUCGCAAUCAUCAUGCGCGAGAUUCUGAAAGGUCUAGAGUACCUGCAUAGCGAGCGAAAUAUUCACAGAGAUAUUAAGGCCGCCAACGUUCUUUUGACCGCCAAUGGGGAUAUCAAACUGGCCGAUUUUGGCGUCAGUGGGCAGCUUACUGCCAGCACUUUGAAAAAGAGAACGUUUGUCGGAACUCCGUUCUGGAUGGCACCCGAGGUCAUCAAGAUGAAUGGCUACGACUACAAAGCAGAUAUCUGGUCUCUAGGCAUCACCGCCAUCGAACUGGCGAAAGGUGAACCUCCAUUGUCGCGCAUCCAUCCAAUGACAGUCUUACUACUCAUUCCAAAGAACGCUCCUCCAACUCUUGACGGUGACUUUUCUCGCAACUUCAAAGAGUUUGUCGAGUGCUGUCUGCAAAAAGACCCAAACCAGCGGCCGACGGCAAAAGAGCUUUUGAAAAUGAAGUUUAUUCGCUCCGCCAAGAAAACCACGCAUCUUUUGGAAUUGAUUGACAGAAAAGAAAACUAUCUUCGGGAGAAGAACAAACGCAAGCCAAGCAGUUUGGUUGAUGAAGUCGAUGCCACAGACAGCAACUUUAUGACUGGAAAGACAGAUGCCUCAGCAUGGGAGUUUGAUACGGUCAAGCCGAGCGGGACUCUUCGGAAUCUACCAAACGAUGACACUAUCCAGGCAAAGUUCAACACCAUACGGAUGAAACGGAAUACUUCUGGAACCCUGAAAAGCAGGCAAGCAUCGUCGGCCGCUCAAGAGCUUCAGAUAAACAAGCGACAGGUGUCUCAACACCGGGUAGCUUCAUCAUCAGAAGCCCCCGAUAUGCAUCAAAAAAUCUUGUCGCAGCUGGACCUCAACAACGCGCCAUCCACUCACAACUCGGUGAUGAUGGGCUCUGGUCAGGACAGUAGUGAGAAUAGAGAGAGCGACAAGACUGACUUUAAUCCGAGAAGCUCUAACCGGAACAGUCGCGAGGGACCUGGAAUGUCUCGACAAAAGCAUCCGGCGCACAUAUCUCAAGAGCAUUUGUUUACGCCUUCGUCAUCUCCCCGUAUCCUGCACACCCCUCAUGGUUUACAAGAUCUGGUUAUCACUGAUGAUGACGACGAUGAGAUCGGAUUCGUGAGACAGGAUAUGAGGGAGCAUGUGAUGGACUCUGCUCACCACCGGCAAGCAUCGCAGCAACCUCUAGCGACGCCCUCUACCCCAAAAUAUGACGACGAUGAUGUAUAUACGGACAGCCGUUCUUUGCAUACCCCUGGAUCUGAAGAAUCGGAGAGUGUAGGUGUAUUUCAGGGAUUGAUUCUACCUGCUUUAUAUGAACUAGAGCGACGCUCACGAACAGAAAAGACGCGCGCGGUAGUCAGGAAGCUUAGGAAUGCUAUCCAGGCGGCUGAGAUUGAAGAGCCAGGGAUCGGAGAGACGCUAGUAGAGGAACUCUAUCGGGGAUUGAGAAGUGUGAAUAUUGUGUAG
Messenger RNA from Myxozyma melibiosi, 1833 nucleotides. RefSeq names its product STE/STE20/YSK protein kinase. The transcript is spliced from 4 exons. Lineage: Eukaryota; Fungi; Ascomycota; Lipomycetes; Lipomycetales; Lipomycetaceae. The coding region runs from base 1 to 1833 and encodes 610 amino acids. The record is from RefSeq and is a predicted model, not a curated record. Gene Ontology annotation, cellular component: cytoplasm. Gene Ontology annotation, biological process: protein phosphorylation. Gene Ontology annotation, molecular function: protein serine/threonine kinase activity; ATP binding.